AGGGAGAGCAUGCGCAAAUCUGCUGACCUCGCCGCGGCCGCGGCCGGGAUGGUGGCGCCCACGCGCUUUUGAGCUGACGCGUGGCCCGAAUCCGCCCUUCCCGUUCCGCCUCGCCGCGGCGACACUGUUACUCAGCUGCCUCCGAGUGCCGCCUCCUCGAUCCAUCUAUAAAACAACGGGAAUCAUCGACGGCCUGACGCAGCGACGCUUGUCUGUACUCCGCUGCAGUACCACUUGGCACUUGCCCCCACGAAGCAGGGGAGGGAGAUGGAGAGGGGGAUGGGGAUGGGGAGGGAGAUGGAGAGGGAGAGGGAGAGGGGGCUGGUUCCGCAGCCGCCGGCGAAGCGCAUGAAGCUGGCGCCGGUGGUGCCGACCCGCGGCGGCGGCGGUGGCCAGGUGCCGUCACCGAGGUGGCGGAGGCUGCGGCAGACCUUGCUCGUGGUGCUGUUCCUGGUGCGAGCGAGGACCACGGUGACGGCCAGCAUCUCCCAAAUCGGUCGCAUGCUUCAGAGAUAUGUGGACCGCACCUUCCAGAAGUAUCAUGGGAUGAUUUCCAGCAAGCUGGAGAGUUUUCAGGAGCAGAUCGAGGGUCUCCGCCACGAAGUGAAACAAUUGUCACGUCUGUGUUCCAAUCGUCAUGCUGAUCAGCACAUAAGACUAGAGGCAAAUCAGGAGCAUAUUGCUGCUAAUGGAUCAAACAAAAACAUGCGACUGUAUUUCAUGAAUGGUUUGGAGCCACCUGUUUACACGGAUGAGAAUUUAACAUCUCAGAACCAUGCAGCUAUCAAAGUUGCCAUGCUUGAAGGUGACAAGAUAGUAAUGUCUGGUGCGCUUUCAAAAGCGAAAAUUGAGAUCUUGGUUCUCCGUGGAGAUUUCUCCAACAAAUGUCAGGACAAUUGGACUGAAGAUGAGUUUGAUAAGCAUAUACUGCAAGGUCGGGACGGGCAUGAUCUUGUGCUGGGGAGUGUAUGGUUAACCAAUGGAAUGGCUGAACUUAGCCAGAUCCGUUUCAGGGAAGGAUCAUCCAGGAAAAACGUCAUCAUGGCAGCAAGAGUUUGCAAGAACAAAAACACUUCUGGUCGGGUUCAGGAAGCCAUCAUGAAGCCUGUGAAAGUUCUCGACCGCAGAAACAAACCAAAUGAGAAGAGGCACCCUCCAAGACUAGAUGAUGACCUAUAUCGCUUAGAGGAGAUUGCCAGGGAUGGAGCUUACCACAAGAGGCUUACGGAGGUGAAAAUCCAUAACGUGGAGGGCUUCUUGAAAGCUUUGAAUGAGGACUCCAACAAGCUUCGUGCGAUCCUCAAGAUGGAAAAACAGCAAAAUGCUUGGUCAAAACUGACUGGGCAUGCUAGGCAGUGUGUUCUCGAUGAUCGGCAAGAACUCAAACAGUACCACAGUAAAGAGGGCAAUGUUGUGCUUUUCUUUAAUUGUGUGCAUGAGCUUGUCGGAGCAGCAUUCCCACAUGAGUAUGUUGCAUGCCAAAGAUUUAACACAGCUCAGAAGGCUUUAGUGAACAAAUGGAGACAGAAUGCAUAUGAAAAACUGAAGGAGCCGAUCUCUUCAAGCACAGAUGUUGCUGCUGCACCUUCUGUUCUAGCAGUGGAUGCAUCACAACAAGUUUUCUCUGCUAAUCAGCUUGCUCCAUAUCAAGACCUCCAAGGGACUGGAGCAGCUGAAUAUUUGGCCCACAAUGAACAUGUGAUGGGAUCAAUUUCCCAAAUUGCACAAUGUGGUCCCAGCAUUCCUAAUUGUCCAAAUACAGGCUAUUACCAAGGAACUGGAACGGCUGAAAACGUGCCCCAGGAUGAGCAUGGGACACUUUACCAAAUUGCAGAUUGUGGUCCCAUUGUUGCCGAUCCUGAUUAUAUAAACACAGGCUAUUCCCAAGACCAAGGAAUUCCACUGCAUGGUCAGCAGGAAGUAAUUUCACCUUGGCCACAAAAUCCCCAAGAUCUGAUGGACUUUGGUUACCCAUUUGAGCCGGUGGCAAUGAACUUCAACAUGUAUGAGGACUCAGGUGCAUCGACCUCUGCUCAACUCAACUUUGGGCCGCAUCACCACCCUCAACCUGGAUCAACCAGCCUUGCUGCUGCACCGCCAUGGAUGGAGCAUGAUCAGGGACCCAGCUGCUCUGGAUAUCCAUGAUCAGGUCACCCCAACGACUUCCAGUAAGCACAGAAGCCCUGGAAAAUAUUUCCUGGUUGUGUGAACUGUUUGUUGUGGUACCAGUAUGUUUGUGUGUCAUGUGCAUAGCCAUUGUUUGUACCAGCUUGCAUGGUGUACAGAUGUAUGUUUUUUUGUGUUUGGCUGUUCGCAAUUGUAGGUCAUGGGUUUGCUAAUCUAAACAAGACUAUGUGUAUUGAAUGACUUUUUUUUCAGUAUAAAUGCCACUGAGUUUUCCCCAGGAAUAUAAUAUUGACU
Sorghum bicolor (sorghum) is the source of this 2421-nucleotide messenger RNA. RefSeq lists its product as uncharacterized. The transcript is spliced from 13 exons. Bases 268 to 2145 code for a protein of 625 amino acids. Gene Ontology annotation, cellular component: nucleus. The record is from RefSeq and is a predicted model, not a curated record. NCBI's taxonomy places the organism in Eukaryota, Viridiplantae, Streptophyta, Magnoliopsida, Poales, Poaceae. Gene Ontology annotation, biological process: regulation of salicylic acid biosynthetic process. Gene Ontology annotation, molecular function: calmodulin binding; sequence-specific DNA binding; DNA-binding transcription factor activity.